Messenger RNA from Clupea harengus (Atlantic herring), 3167 nucleotides. Its product is annotated as G protein-coupled receptor 137Ba-like. Lineage: Eukaryota; Metazoa; Chordata; Actinopteri; Clupeiformes; Clupeidae. The transcript has 7 exons. Bases 463 to 1812 code for a protein of 449 amino acids. The record is from RefSeq and is a predicted model, not a curated record.
CCUCCCUCCUUCUCUCUCUCUCUCUCCCUCCCUCCCUUUCCUCUCAUGAGUGUUACAGGAGGAGGUGUGUAGCCGGUAGUUUCCGUGUGGAGAGAGAGAGAGAGAGAUACAGGCAGCAGAAACAGCAGAGCUGAGCUCGACACAAGCCAGGCACCUCUGCAAGAGAAAUGGAGAGAAAAGAGAGAAUAAAUAAGUAGAAAAGAGGAUAGAGAGAGGACUCUUGAGAGGAGAAGAAUCGUGACAGAAAGCGACUGAGUGAGAGAAAGAGAGGGCGAGAGCGGCAGGGAGAACAGACGACAGAGCAUCCUCUGACAGGAACCUUCUAGAAACCCCACACCGCGUGCAGACACUCCCACUCUCACUCCCAUUCACACUCUUGGCACCGGAGAGCAGCGAGCAGCACCCAGGAGAGGAGGAGGAGGAAGAGGAGAAGGAGGAGGAGGGAGGCUGAGAGAGAUUACAAUGGAGGCAGACGGGGAGGAAGUGGACGCAGCUACGCAUGUGGGAGCCACGGCAACCGGCGGCAGCAGCAGCAGCAGCAGCGGGGGCAUGGGGGUCAUCGUCAACGGCAACAUCAUGGAUGCUUUCACUACGCUCGCCAACAUGAGCGCCGGCCACAACCUCAGCGGCGGAGUCGUCAGCGCCCACGUUGGGGGGGCGUUUGCCGUGGUCGGCAGGACCCACUCGUCCCUCUCGCCCCCCACGCUCAGCCCGUCCAUCCCGCCGUUCGUGAAGCUGGGCCUGACGGUGGCCUACACGGCCUUCUACUCGCUGCUCUUCGCCUUCGUCUACGCGCAGCUCUGGCUGGUGCUGCGCUACCGGCACAAGCGCUUCAGCUACCAGACGGCGUUCCUCUUCCUGUGUCUGCUGUGGGCCGCGCUGCGCGCCGUGCUCUUCUCCUUCUACUUCCGCGACUGCGUCACGGCCAACGCGCUCGGGCCCUUCGCCUUCUGGCUGCUCUACUGCUGCCCCGUCUGCCUGCAGUUCUUCACACUCAGCCUCAUGAACCUGUACUGUGCACAGGUCUUCUUCAAGGCCAAGUCCAAGUUCUCCCCACAGCUGCUCAAGUACAAGAGGCCCCUCUACCUGCUCUUCGUCUUCAUGAGCCUGCUCUUCCUGCUGGUGAACCUGACGUGCGCGCUCCUGGUGAAGAUGACGGACACGCAGGUGAAGACCAUCGUGCUGGUGCGGGUCACCAUCAAUGACACGCUCUUCGUCCUCUGUGCUAUCUCCCUCUCCGUGUGCCUCUACAAGGUGGCCAAGAUGUCCCUCGCCAGCAUCUACCUGGAGUCAAAGGGAACGUCAGUGUGUCAGGUGACUCUGAUAGGGAUCAUGGUGGUCCUCUUGUACGCGUCCAGGGCGUGCUACAACCUGGUGGUCCUGGCCCUGACCGACAUAGAGAGCAUCAACUCCUUCGAUUACGAUUGGUACAAUGUGUCAGACCAGGCAGACCUGAGGUCCACGUUAGGGGAUGCGGGCUACAUCGUGUUCGGGGUGAUCCUGUUCGUCUGGGAGCUGCUGCCCACCUCUCUAGUAGUCUAUUACUUCAGGGUCCGCAAACCCACCCAGGACAAGAGUAGUCACUCGUCCAUUCCUAGCCAUGCGUUCUCCAACAGACGCUACUUCUUCGACAACCCCAGACGCUACGACAGCGACGACGACCUGGCAUGGAGCAUCCUACCCCAGAGCACCUCUACCAGCAUGUCCACAGACUGCUAUGACUGGAGCAGCCGCGGCAGCAGCAGUUUCCUGGUGAACGUCGUGAGCGAGGAGCGACGGUCGUCCGCUUCAGCCGGCCAGUUCAACCCUUAGCGACUGUCGAGUGUCAUUGUCGCUCAGCGCUGAGAUGAGACGUCGACACGUUGCUGUUCCCUACACUGCAUUCAUAGGACCAUAGACACUGUGUUCCUCUACGGUGCAUCGACAUAUUUUAAAUAGCUGUAACUAUAGCCACGGGUGAUAACGGACUGUAAUGUGUGGAACGCCUUAAAUGUGGGGACGCUGCUGGGUGGGCCGGAUGAAGAGAAAGACCCCUGAUUGGGCCAAAGCCAUGUCCAUCAUGUAGACCUUUGACUUCUAUAGGCUGUGGCUGCUGAUUGGUCAGAUUUAGUAUGAUUCGCAGGAUGUUAGGGGUGGGUAAGUGGUGCCUAUGGCUCCUGCUUGGUGAUAUUUCUGACCAAGGGCGUGACUGGAGAGAUAUGACAGGCGCCAUCCUGGUCACUUUUCGAGGCAUCUCAGAUGACUUUGUGUUACAUAUAGUUAUCAAUUUGCCACACACUUUUUUUUUUAUUAUCAAAAGCAACCCGCAGUACAGUACAGGUGUAUAUAUGCUUUUGUUCCCAGUAUGUGAGUUCCCUGGGAAUCAGACUCCUGACUGGUGUAGUCUCUGCUCUGCCAGUGGGGCUCCAGAGACAGAGAGAUGGUGUGAACAGAUAGAGACCGUGAUGCCCAGUGUCUCACAGCAUCUGCAUGCAUUCAUCCAGGGAUUACAACAGAACUGAAUAGGACUGCAGGAUAUAAGACGGUACACUAGUGCGAAGAGGCCUCCAAAACAGCAGAGGUCUGCUUUACUUCACUCCCCCCAAUAGUGAGGUGUAAAAGUUCGUAUAUGCUUUUUUUUUUUUUUUUAAGGGCAAGUCAGAUAUUACGGUCAAGGUUAUUAAGGUCAAGUCAGAGAUACUUUGACGUCCUCUUUCACAGACCUGAUACAAGUAUUCUUUUCUGUGAUCCAACGUUGAGUACAGUGAGACUGAUCAGUGGUCAGGCCACUCUGGGCAGGAGGUGACCGAAGCUCUCCAUGAAUGCGGUUCUCUCAAGAACUACGAAGGUUCUGCGGGUAAACUAGGGCGUGAUAAAGACAUCGUCAUACUAUUGAGUAUGCCUACGAAGCGACAACAUCGCCAUACUAUUGAGUAUGCCGACGAAGUGACGACAUCACAUUUGCUUUGAGUAUUACCAAGUCAGCAGCGGUGUGGUUUGUCUUGAAUCAUGAUUGUGAAAGAGUUUUAUAUUUUAAAUGAAUAUGAAAUAUAUUUUUAUGUUUCGAGACGUCUGAACUGGAGCAUAUAGUGAUGCACAAUGCACAGUAGUUUUAGCUACUUAAAGCACAUUUGUGACCGCGUUAAGUGUUGUGAAUGUUUACUCAUACUAUUUAUGAACUGUGAAAU